AUGGCCGGCAAGAAGGAGGCCUCCGCGUCCCCGUCGGCGUCUGAGGGCCCCCGCGGGCCUGGCCGCCCCCCGCCGCCGCCUCGGUCUCGCCUCCCGCGGCUGGGCUGGGCCGUGGCGUUCCUACUGGCUGCCCUGGCCGCGAAGGCCUACCGGGAUUGGGAGGCGGCCCGCCGGCAGGAGACAGCGCUGAAAUCUCUGGGAAAUGAAGGUCUUUUCUUGUUCUCUUCCCUGGACACCAACAAUGACUUGUACAUCAGCCCAGAGGAGUUCAAGCCAAUUGCGGAGAAACUUACCGGCAUUGCUCCUGUCUCUGGCACGGAUGAAGAAGAGGUGCCGGAUCCCAACGGAGAGACUCUCUCUAUCCUUGCAAAAUUCCAGCCUCUGCUCAUGGAAACAAUGACCAAGAGCAAGGAUGGCUUCCUUGGAGUUUCUCAUCUUUCCCUUUCUGGGCUCCGCAACUGGACUGCUCCGGCGUCCCCUGUGAGUGUGAUGUUUGCUCAGCAGUUUAAGGCCUUCCUUCCUCCGAAGCAUAAAGUGGAGCUUGCUGAUCCUUGGUGGAUCAUUCCCAGCGAACUCAACAUCUUCACUGGAUACCUUCCCAACAACCGGUUUUAUCCUCCAGCCCCCAGGGGCAAAGAGGUAAUAAUUCACAAGCUCUUGAGUAUGUUCCAUCCCCGGCCGUUUGUGAAAACUCGCUUUGCCCCCCAGGGAGCUGUCGCCUGUAUUCAAGCAGUUGCGGAUUUCUACUAUAGGAUUGCAUUCAGGAUCCAUGCUGAGUUUCAGUUGAACGAGCCCCCGGAUUUCCCAUUCUGGUUUUCGCCUGCACAGUUCACGGGCUACAUUGUCCUCUCCAAAGACUCUUCUCAUGUCCGGGAAUUCAAGCUGUUCGUUCCUAACAAUAGGUCUCUCAACGUAGACAUGGAGUGGCUGUAUGGAGCCCUAGAGAGCAGCAACAUGGAAGUAGAUAUAGGAUAUUUGCCUCAGAUGGAGCUGGAAUCUUUGGGACCGUCUGUCCCUUCCAUCAUCCACGACGAAAAUGGGAAUGUGAUUGACAGCCGAGAAGGGGACCCGAUUCAGUUUGUCUUUGAAGAGAUUGCCUGGCAGAGAGAAAUAAACUGGGAAGAGGCGGUCCGCAAACUGGAAAUUGCCAUGUAUCCGUUUAAAAAAGUUUCCUACCUUCCUUUUACUCGAGCCUUCGAGAGAGCAAAAUCCGAGAGUAAACUUGUGCAUUCCAUAUUGUUGUGGGGUGCGCUGGAUGAUCAGUCCUGCUGAGGUUCAGGGCGGACUCUCCGGGAGACAGUCCUGGAAAGUUCGCCCAUCCUUGCUUUCCUGAACGAGAGUUUCAUCAGUACCUGGUCACUGGUGAAGGAGCUGGAGGAUUUGCAGGCCAAGAGAGAGGAUGAAUUCAACAGCAGACUUGCAGACCUGCACCUUGAAAAGUAUAACUUUCCUGUGGAGAUAAUGAUAUGCCUCCCCAAUGGCACUGUGGUCCACCACAUCAAUGCCAAUUACUUUCUGGACAUCACUUCCAUGAAGCCCGAAGAAGUGGAGAGCAGCAUCUUUAGCUUCUCUACCAGUUUUGAAGACCCAUCGACAGCCACCUACCUCCAGUUUCUGAAGGAAGGGCUUCAGAAAGCGAAACCAUUUCUGCAGACGUAGACGGACGGAGCAAAGCGCUGUUGUUCUGUCGAUCACCAAAGAUCCAGGAGUCCUUGUUCCCGGUGCCCGUUGAGGUCGGGCAUGACCCGGUCUUGGAGAGCAACACACUGUGCUUGAAGGAAAGGGCUCCAGACAAGUAAGCGUCCCUUGGAAAUACGAAGCUGUGUCAUUUGUAAUUAGUAAUUUUUCCAAGACUUUUUUGGAAGGAGCUGAAUGUAUUGUUCUCUUUCUUACCAGCAAGUUGCAAAAAUGAUCUGAAGCAAGUCAUUUGACUGCCAUUGGCAGAGGAUGGAGAUAGGGAUGCAGUUCCUAGGCUGUGAGUUCAGCAAGUUCAGUCUCAAGCAAAGUUUGAAAUCCUUUGGUUCACUUUCCUUUAGUAUAGAGCUGGACACAGCAUGCCAAUCUUCCAGCAUCCUGGGACUGGUGGGAUCUUGAAACUGGGAGUCCUGUACAUUGUCUACUCGCCUUAAUAAGAUUUUUGCAAAGGGAAUACAAUAUUUGUGCUUCAUAGCUUGGUGCUUUCCAAGGCCCUGAAUUGCCUCAUAAUUAAAGUGGCACAUUUUAGAAAUAUUACAUUAUAAAACGCCAUUCAGCUUCGUUGUGAUGUCAGUAGGUCACAGGUAUCAAUCUGAGGCCUUAAAUGGCUAAUACAAUGCAAAAUAUAUUUACAUUUUACAUUACUACUGAUAUCUGAGAAUCUGCUUAGGUUGAUGCUGUCACAAAGCUUGGUUUAUAGGAGCUGUCAUCCCCCAAAAAGAAUAUUUCCAAAUUUUAGCUGCUGCACAGAUGUACAAUUUCUGGGUUACACUAUGCAACUAAAUUUGAAAAAAAAUUGUUCCUGGUCUAAAAGUUUAAUUUCCUGUUUAAUUGUGCGGUCCUUACUUUAAAAGUAGUUGUUAUACUCCAGAAAAAAUUCUGGGUUUUCCCUUGGAUUACACUAUGCAACAAAAUUUGAAAAAAAAAAUCUGUUCCUGGUUUGAAAGUGUUGUUUCCUGUUUAAUUGUGUGGUCUUUACUUUGAAAGUAGCUUUUAUACUCCAGAAACUUCGUUUUUGUUUCUGCCACAAACUAUAUUGAAUUGGUUGAGGAAUUAAUUGAAAAACUAGAGGAAAAUGUGCUGCAGGGUGUCCCGCCAAAAGAAAGUUUUUGCAGUUUGAGAAACUUUUCCCUUGUUUUUAUGAUAGAACCAAUUAGAAAAUGGCAAUUAUAACCCAGGAACAAAAAUCGUGUAACAUGGUGUUAUUAAAGGCUGUGGUUGUCUUAUUAAUGGCCAGGUGUUCCUUUGGAAUCCAAGCUUAGGCUUCAAGCCUCCAGUUGUUGAUCCCAAGUGUAUUUUAAUCACUGUCAACACAGCUUGUUUUGUAAAGCAAACACAGUAUGAGUGGACAACAUUCCUAGUGAUCAUGUCAGUGCCAAACUUUUUACAAGCUUUAUUUUUAGUCACAAAGGCAGUUAUUUUCAGUCACAAUCAUGUGAACUCUCAACACCCACCGUCUUGGAAUUUUUCUUUGCUCGUGAUAUUUCCUGCAAAUGGAUUUAUUCAUUCCAAGAUUUGUUUACGUUCACAAGUUUCCAGCAUGAGAGUCACAGUCCAGUCUCAUAGCACUAAAAGCUUGAACAACAAAGAAGCAUCUGUAUAAUGAAAGCACAUGAAUGGUGAUCAGACAGGGAGGCAGAGGUGGAAAUAGGAGAAAGCUGCUCUUGACCAUCCUUUCACCUUCUCUUAUAGAUGAUGGCUAAUUCUCUCACAUCCUCAGAGCUGGUGAGUUCUGUUGGAAACUAGGCAAGUGGGGUUUAUAUAUCUGUGGAAUAAUGUUCAGGAUGGGAGAAAUAACUUAUCUGUUGGAGGUUGCAACUGGCCACCUAGAUUAGCAUUGAAUGGCCUUGCAGCUUCAAAGCCUGGCUGCAUCCUGCAUGGAGGAAUCCUUUGUUGGGAGGUGUUAGAAGGUCCUGAUUGUUUCUUGUCUGGAAUUAACCACCCUGGACAUUCUGCAGAAAAAUAAACCCCACUUAUACUGUUAUUGUUUUUGUUUUAUAUUUUAACUUUUUUAUACAGUAGAGUCUCACUUAUCCAACAUAAAUGGGCCGGCAGAACAUUGGAUAAGUGAAAAUGUUGGAUAAUAAGGAGGGAUUAAGGAAAAGCCUAUUAAACAUCAAAUUAAGUUAUGAUUUUACAAAUUAAGCACCAAAACAUUAUAUUUUAUAACAAACUGACAGACAAAGGAGUUCAAUACACAGUGACGUUAUGUAGUAAUUACUGUAUUUACGAAUUUAGCAGCAAAACAUUGCGAUGUAUUGAAAAAAUUGACUACAAAAAUAUUAAAUACUAAAAGGCAGACUGUGUUGGAUAAUACAGAAUGUUGGAUAAGAGGAAGUUGGAUAAGCGAGACUCUACAUUGUUUUCUUUUGGGCUUGGCCCCAUGUUAGCCUCCCUGAGUCCCUUCGGGGAGAUGGUGGCGGGAUACAAAAAUAAAGUAUUAUUAUUAUUUUAUUAUGACACAGCAAACAAGAUAGAUAUGCUGGAUUUCAUAUCACAAAACCACAAGUCGAACACUUCCCAAGUGUCUAGGACUGUGUGAUGUAUUUUCGGAUGAUGCGCGCAGAUCCCAGUAGGGUGGCCUUUUGCAGUUGGCAGAUUGUGAUUUUUAUUGUGAAUUAUUAUUAUUAUUAUUAUUAUUAUUAUUACUUGUCUAGUUUCCAACAGAUCUCACAACCUCUGAGGAUGCCUGCCAUAGAUGUGGGUGAAAUGUCAGGAGAGAAUGCUUCUGGAACAUGGCCGUACAGCCCGGAAAACUCACAGCAACUCAGUGAUUCUGGCCGUGACAGCCUUCAACAACACAUCAUUACGUUGCUUGGAAUCUCAGCUUUUGGAAGUCCCAGAAUAACCAGAGAUAGGGGAUGAUGGGAACAGCAAAGUUUCCUCAACCUGGGUGCACACAUGUCACCAUCCAAACACUUUUGCCAACAUUUUAUCUACUCUUAAUUUCCAACUAAUGACAAGAAUUAUGUCUUAACCUUUUUUAAAAAAAUGCGUGCCAAGUGUUUUGUAUCGAUAUCGUCUCUAUAUUUCAAGAAUUUUAUAGAUAUUUUGAUAUUUUCCGAGAGAGGGAAAUGGAAAGAGGUUUCUGCUUUUUUCUCCGCCUUCAUCUGUUCUCCGUGACGGUCUGGCCUUAAAUCGAGCGCGGGUCAGGCCCGAUUUCUGACAGGUGUUUGCUGGAGAAAAGAGAACCCCGGUCAAUUUUGCCUCUGAUUUUUUAAUGAUUGUAAUGUAAAUGUUUUUUUUCCUCUUAAGCAUUUACAGAGGCAGUAUUUUUAGAAAACGUGAACUUCCUCCCAAGCUGUACAUUCAGCGUUACAUGGGGAACAUUUCAGACCUAAUCAGUGUUACUAAUAAUAAAUGAUAUUAAAACUUAUGCUGGACAGUGUUUUUGUAAUUGUGUUGAAGAGACUGGGAAGUAUUACAAAUUGCAGAAAAUAUGUCAUCAGUAAUAUGUGAAAACUUAUUUAGAAUCUUGACUAGUAGUAUUUCUGCCAUCCUCUAAAUCCCAAUUGUAUUGUGAACUGUAUAGACUCUUCUGAUGAUACGUAUUAUUUACAGCAGAAAAUGUUUUACAUGUUUAAAUACCCCAAGUCCACAUUUCACUUACGCAAGUCUUCCUGUGGUUGCAUACUGUCCAGUUUAGAUAACAUUUCAGUAUUUUCUAAAGACGUCUUGGAUGUGUUAUUGUAUAGAAUGCCUCCUGUAGUAAUUCAGUGUUUUUCAGUAAUAAAAAUGGGAAGUCCAAA
Messenger RNA from Anolis carolinensis (green anole), 5444 nucleotides. RefSeq names its product selenoprotein N (gene selenon). The transcript is spliced from 12 exons. NCBI's taxonomy places the organism in Eukaryota, Metazoa, Chordata, Lepidosauria, Squamata, Anolidae. Gene Ontology annotation, cellular component: endoplasmic reticulum membrane. The record is from RefSeq and is a predicted model, not a curated record. Gene Ontology annotation, biological process: calcium ion homeostasis; skeletal muscle fiber development. Gene Ontology annotation, molecular function: calcium ion binding.